UCGAUGAACAUUUUUGCCUCACAAAAAUUUGAGUAUAAUCAUGUUUUUCUUAAGAAGAGCAGUUUUCAUGGGCACGGUUUUCUGUUUUUCUUUUUGUAAAAAUGUCAUUUGCAUUUCGAAUCUGACCACUCCGAACACUCGCUUAACGGGACACGUUGUGGACAAAAUAUCGCCGAUCGGAUUGCAGAUGUGUAUGAAAGAGUGCUUGGCUAGAUCUGUUUGUGCAUCCUUGAAUUUCUACCAAAAACAAUUAAAAUGUGAACUUUCCUCAUCAACUGGCGAAUAACAUCCUACAGAUAUAGUCCAGGACCCGGAAUAUGUAUAUGUUGAGAUGACCAAAGCACCAAAGAGAUAUUUUGAAGAAUGCAAUGAAUCUUGUUCCUCCGAGAGUAAAUGUGUGAAAACAGCUUCAGGUCCAGCCUGCGUGAAGUCAGAUUGUCCUCACCUUCACCCAGACAGGGGUAAUACUUCUAUAGCCGUGACCUCCACAACAGUAGGGACGGUUCUGAAUUAUCACUGCAUAAAACCCCCACACAUAUAUGAGUCCCUAACUUCUACUUGUCUCCCAAACGGAACAUGGACAUCCCAGAUGGAAGUGUGCUCUGUUAUUAAAGAUAAUAACAAAAAGGACAAAUUUGUUUGUGAAACACUGAAACCCAAUUUUAAUACCAGUUCAUGA
Saccostrea cuccullata (small rock oyster) is the source of this 679-nucleotide messenger RNA. RefSeq lists its product as uncharacterized. Bases 332 to 679 code for a protein of 115 amino acids. NCBI's taxonomy places the organism in Eukaryota, Metazoa, Mollusca, Bivalvia, Ostreida, Ostreidae. The transcript is spliced from 4 exons. The record is from RefSeq and is a predicted model, not a curated record.